AGAGGCGAGAAUUUCUGUGGGUUCGACUCUAGAAUUUCAGAGAACCGAGCGUUUCAAUUAGGGUUACGUAACUGAAAAUGAGUAGCGGCGGGGGUGCAGGGAAGGGCGGCGCUGGUAGAGGCAAGGCGAAAGCCACGAAAUCGGUGUCUCGAUCUUCUAAGGCGGGGCUCCAGUUCCCGGUCGGCAGGAUCGCUCGAUUCCUCAAGGCUGGAAAGUACGCCGAGCGUGUUGGUGCCGGAGCUCCGGUUUAUCUCGCUGCUGUUCUUGAAUAUCUCGCUGCUGAGGUGUUGGAAUUGGCUGGGAAUGCAGCAAGGGACAACAAGAAGAAUCGCAUAGUGCCAAGGCACAUUCAAUUGGCUGUGAGGAAUGAUGAAGAGCUUAGCAAGCUUCUGGGUGAUGUAACUAUUGCCAAUGGGGGUGUUUUGCCCAAUAUCCAUCAGACUUUGCUGCCAAAGAAGGCUGGCUCUGGAAAGGGUGAAAUUGGCUCUGCUUCUCAGGAGUUUUAGGGUGUUUUUUUUUGUUAUGCCCCUUGGUAGGGGUUAAGUGAAGGUGAAAAUGGAAGUUUAUGUAUAUUAGCUAGCUACUAUUGAAUGGUUUGAAAUCAAGAAAUGCAAUGAAAUUGCAAUUUUGGCUCUAAAUAUAUUGUUCUCACAUCUGAUUAGUGUUCAUGGAGGUGCCUUUUGUUUGGAUAUCAAUUGCAUUUGUUUAAUGUGUUGAUUGGAA
Molecule: messenger RNA, 723 nt
Organism: Ipomoea triloba (trilobed morning glory)
Lineage: Eukaryota; Viridiplantae; Streptophyta; Magnoliopsida; Solanales; Convolvulaceae
Product: histone H2AX
Exons: 2
Coding region: 78-506 (142 amino acids)
Cellular component (GO): nucleosome
Molecular function (GO): DNA binding; protein heterodimerization activity; structural constituent of chromatin
Source: RefSeq, a predicted model, not a curated record